Molecule: messenger RNA, 3277 nt
Organism: Microcebus murinus (gray mouse lemur)
Lineage: Eukaryota; Metazoa; Chordata; Mammalia; Primates; Cheirogaleidae
Gene: CDK16
Product: cyclin dependent kinase 16
Biological process (GO): exocytosis; protein phosphorylation; neuron projection development
Cellular component (GO): cytoplasm; nucleus; synaptic vesicle
Molecular function (GO): cyclin-dependent protein serine/threonine kinase activity; ATP binding
Source: RefSeq, a predicted model, not a curated record
CUUCAUUCUUGCGCUGCCUCACCGCAGGGAGCAAAUUUGAUUGGCUGGGUGACAACCUCAAAGGGCGGGGCUGCACACGUUCACAGUGGGAAUGAGCUAGCGGUGGAGGGCGGCAGUUAGGCGGGGCUAGACCGUCCUAUCUAAGGUGGUAAAGGCCAAUGAUUAUCCAGGCCGCCUCUCCUAGAAAAGUCAUCUCGCGAACCUUUAAAAUUCCUGCCGUCCAAGGCACCUCGAGAGACUAGAACUUACUGCCUCGUUUCUCUUCCUCCUUGCAAAAGUCCCGUUUGCCACCAUGGGGAUGUACCAAGUGAGACCGAGUAGGGGCAGCGAGUGGUGACUAGCACGCCAGGUUAUUGGCUGCUGCUCACCUCAGCGCUAGCAAACUUCUGGCAAGAUUGGAUCUGGGUAUCAAACCGCCUCUACACUUCCUCCUGGCGCCGUUCGAGGGUCAGCGCCACAUUCCCUUGCAGGCGCGCAAUGGCCGCGCCCCCUCCCGCUGCGGACGGGUCUUUUGGUACACCCAGUCCGAGGUCACCAUGGAUCGGAUGAAGAAGAUCAAACGGCAGCUGUCAAUGACACUCCGAGGUGGCCGAGGCAUAGACAAGACCAAUGGUGCCCCUGAACAGAUAGGCCUGGAUGAGAGUGGUGGUGGUGGUGGCAGUGACCCUGGAGAGGUCCCCACCCAUGUUGCCCCUGGGGAACCUCGCUCUGGACGAGGCCCACUCAGCUCUGCACCAGAGAUUGUGCACGAGGACUUGAAGAUGGGGUCUGAUGGGGAGAGUGACCAGGCUUCGGCCACAUCCUCGGAUGAGGUGCAGUCUCCAGUGAGGGUGCGCAUGCGCAACCAUCCCCCACGCAAGAUCUCCACCGAGGACAUUAACAAGCGACUAUCGCUACCAGCUGACAUCCGGUUGCCUGAGGGCUACCUUGAGAAGCUGACUCUCAAUAGCCCCAUCUUUGACAAGCCCCUCAGCCGCCGCCUCCGUCGAGUCAGCCUGUCUGAGAUUGGCUUUGGGAAAUUGGAGACCUACAUCAAGCUGGACAAGCUGGGUGAGGGUACCUAUGCCACAGUCUACAAGGGCAAAAGCAAGCUCACAGACAACCUUGUAGCACUCAAGGAGAUCAGACUGGAACAUGAAGAGGGGGCACCCUGCACCGCCAUCCGGGAAGUGUCUCUGCUCAAGGACCUCAAACAUGCCAACAUCGUUACGCUGCAUGACAUUAUCCACACGGAGAAGUCCCUCACCCUUGUCUUUGAGUACCUGGACAAGGACUUGAAGCAGUACCUGGAUGACUGUGGGAACGUCAUCAAUAUGCACAACGUGAAACUGUUCCUGUUCCAGCUGCUCCGUGGCCUGGCCUACUGCCACCGGCAGAAGGUGCUACACCGAGACCUCAAGCCCCAGAACCUGCUUAUCAACGAGAGGGGAGAGCUCAAGCUGGCUGACUUCGGCUUGGCACGGGCCAAGUCAAUCCCAACAAAGACAUACUCCAAUGAAGUGGUGACACUGUGGUACCGGCCACCUGACAUCCUGCUUGGGUCCACAGACUACUCCACCCAGAUUGACAUGUGGGGUGUGGGCUGCAUCUUCUAUGAGAUGGCUACAGGCCGGCCACUCUUCCCAGGCUCCACAGUUGAGGAACAGCUGCACUUCAUCUUCCGCAUCUUAGGAACCCCAACUGAGGACACAUGGCCAGGCAUCCUGUCCAAUGAGGAGUUUAAGACAUACAACUACCCCAAGUACCGAGCCGAGUCCCUUUUGAGCCAUGCACCCCGACUUGAUGGCGACGGGGCUGACCUCCUCACCAAGCUGCUGCAGUUUGAGGGUCGAAAUCGGAUCUCUGCAGAGGAUGCCAUGAAACAUCCAUUCUUCUUCAGUCUGGGGGAGCGGAUCCACAAACUUCCUGACACUACUUCCAUAUUUGCACUAAAGGAGAUUCAGCUACAAAAGGAGGCCAACCUUCGGUCUUCUUCAAUGCCUGACUCAGGCAGGCCAGCUUUCCGCGUGGUGGACACCGAGUUCUAAGCUGAGUUCUAAGCCACAGACCGAGGCCCCAGCAGGCAGCAGCUGGAGGGAUGCCACACCCCUCACAGGGCAGCCCCAACUGUAUCAUCCCUGCUUGCUGCCUGCCUACCUGCCUGAGCCAUGUUCGCCUGCCCACUUGUCCCCUGUUGCCCACCCGAACACCCGACCAUUGGCCUGUCAACCCACCCAUUGGCCUGUCUGCUGGGUGCUAACAAAGCUCUCAUCACUCCUUCACCUGGUCUGUCUGUUUGUCUCCGUCUCAGUAGUUGCCGGCGGACAGCAUGGCCGUGCCAGCCUCCCACACUGAGGCCAGGCCUACCCCUCCUCGUCAUACCUUACCCAGGACCACUACCCCACGGCCAGCCAGGGUUCUGGAGCUAGCCCAGGCUGGGGACCUCAACUCAGACAAGAUGGUGGUGAUGCCUUGGGUCUGAGGCAUCCCCUGUGCCUGCUUUCCUGCCUGCCCCACCUGCCUCAUGUUGUGUGAGCCUUUUUUGUUUGUUUGUUUGUUUCAUUCAUUGUUGUUUUUUUUAAUUAUUUUAAAUGAGGUUUUCAUUUUUUUAAAUGCAAUAUCUCUGUAUACAGACUGGCUGGGCCCCACCCCCUGUGUGUGGCUCUCUCACAGUAUUUUGUGCAAUGAAGCCCCGCUCCCAGCCUUUCAGAGGCAGGGAUACAGCCCCUAUUUGGAACCCUGACCAUCACCAGACCCUGGGAUCGGCUAUGGGAAAGCAUGCCACAGCCACUCGCCUUCCUACCCCCGCCUGCCAUCCCCAGCUGCAGGGGGAUCUGGGGACUACCGGAGACUCUGGGAAAUGGACAAGGUGGGGGGCCCCACUCUUUCCCUCCUGCAGUCCCGUAGCCGGGGCCUCCUUCCUUCUCAGGGUCUCCCCAGCCCAGCCCUCUUGCUCCCAUCCCACUCGGUGCUGUUGAGUAGGGGCCCUGCUAGGAACUGACCAACUCAGUGAGGAGCCAUAGUGUGUAUAUGUACACAAGCAGGGUCAGAGGGAUAUGUGAGGGGUUGUGCCCAGGUGUUGCCCUCUAACCCCUAGGGAGGGUGAGACAGGGCAGGGACAGUCUCUGGGGUCAGUUCCUGGAUGGGUGGUUACCUCCCCUUCCUCCACCUUAAGCCCUGGGGCCCUGAAACGGGGUGGGAGGGCAGGGGUGGGAGCCCUCCUAAUGGGGAUUGGGGGGUUGGGUUCCUGAAUGCACCAUAUUCGCUGUAUGAAAUAUUAAAAAGUCUAAAGUGAAAA